Messenger RNA from Papilio polytes (common Mormon), 1325 nucleotides. RefSeq lists its product as uncharacterized. Gene Ontology annotation, biological process: maturation of SSU-rRNA from tricistronic rRNA transcript (SSU-rRNA, 5.8S rRNA, LSU-rRNA). Bases 138 to 698 code for a protein of 186 amino acids. The transcript has 4 exons. Lineage: Eukaryota; Metazoa; Arthropoda; Insecta; Lepidoptera; Papilionidae. Gene Ontology annotation, cellular component: nucleus. The record is from RefSeq and is a predicted model, not a curated record.
GUACUGAGAUUGUGCACCCUGAACUUACCGUAAAGGUUAUGGUUUUAUAUGUUUGUGAUUUUAUUAUUUAUUUAAUUAGUUAAUAAAAAAAAAGUACAACAAUGUGUUAAGAUUUAAUGUGACAUCAGCUUAACAAAAUGUUGUACGAUGAUUUUAAACCUAUUGUAGACCUACUCCUUAAUAACUGGACAGCAUUGCAAUUAGCUGUUGAACAUGGAAUGGGAGCACCAGGAGGAAUAAAGACUGCUCAGCUGAUGUCAGUAUAUAUAGCAAGAUAUUGCGUAGAGAAUAUUGUUGACAGGGAGGAUCUCACGGAAUUGUUGGAGGAUUUGAUGGAUGAAGAAUUUGAUACUGCAUGCCAUGACAACUCAACUAAAGAAAUAGCAACACUACUCCUAUUAUACCUUGAACUACUAAAAGAGGGCAGACAUGACGAGCUCCGGGCUAGGAUAGAAGCAAUGCCGAAAUGUCAGAUCUGGCUAAGUGUACCCAUGCAUUCUUCAGUACCACCACAAUGCCAUGGCAAUCCAGAUGACGAUAGCACCAGUAGCAGCAGUGAAGAUGAUAAUGAUGGCAGCAAUGUUACAGAAAACAUGAAUGGUGAAGCAUCAUCAUCAAGACAGAAUGACACAGUUGAGCCAAUGGAUGAAGAUCAGGAACCAGGAUGGAUGGUAGUCAGAAGUAGAAGGAAAAAAUAAAAUUGAAUAAAACCGAAUAUUUAUUUACACCAUGAUGAAAUUUGUGCUUUUAAACACUCUAGAACAAAUAGAGGAAAAUCAUCUGCACAAGUUAACUUUAGUAAAACUGUUAUAGAUGUACUUUUAAAUAUGAUUAGGGUAGUUUUUACCUUUCUCUUAAAUUUUAUAGCAAAAAACAACUUGUUACUAUAUUUGUUAAUAAAUUUAAUACAUAUUUCAAUUAAAUAAUGAAUAUCUGUUAACCAAAAACAGUUAUUGUGAUAUGGUAUUAAAGUAAAUGCCCAUAUACAAAUGUGUAUACAUAAGUUGUAUCUGCAUUUGUGUGAUUGAUUUCAAACUGUAGGAAAUGUAACAUAGUAAAGUAAUAGAAAUAUGGAUGUACAUUGUGUAUUGUAUGUUUUUUUUUCUCCAUUCGUUAUUAUGUAUCGACUACUUCCAAUUGCAAUGAAGAUCUAAAAAUGUCUGCUAUUUCAUAGUUUCAUAUUAAGGUGUAAGGUAGAGGUAGAAAGUGAUACAAUUUGAUGUAUUGUUAAGGUAGGACUUACUUUCACAAUGUAGGAAGAUUUCUAUUAUUUUGUUAUUGCAAAGUACCUACUUAUUUGUUUAAAUAAAUGUUGAUUUAAUUAC